AUGCACAUUCUCCACUGUCACACUGCUGCUGUCCUUAUCUGCCACCUGAGGAACCCUGGUCCUGAGCACCACCGCCAGGUCGUCACCCCCACCCCUGUGCCCGAGUGCCAUGCAUCCUCAGCUUCUCCAAAUAGGAACCCUCAACUCUGCUGCAGUCCACCCCUGCACACCUCCCCCGGCCAAGCUCAUACAAAGCAGACUGCCGGCAAAUCCACUGGUGGCAAAGCACCCAGAAAACAACUGGCUACAAAAACCGCUCGCAAGAGUAUGACCUCUACUGGAGGGGUAAAGAAACCUCAUCAUUACAGGCCUGGUACUGUAGCACUCCGAGAAAUCAGACGCUAUCAGAAGUUCACUGAACUUCUGAUUCGCAAGCUCCCCUUUCAGCGUCUGGUGCGAGAAAUUGCUCAGAACUUCAAAACAGAUCUGCGCUUCCAGAGGGCGGCUAUUGGUGCUUUGCAGAAGGCAAGCGAGGCCCAUCUGGUUGGCCUUUUUGAAGAUACCAGCCUGUGUGCUAUCCAUGCCAAACGUGUAACAAUUAUGCCAAAAGACAUCCAGCUAGCACACCACACACGCGGAUAA
Molecule: messenger RNA, 582 nt
Organism: Rattus rattus (black rat)
Lineage: Eukaryota; Metazoa; Chordata; Mammalia; Rodentia; Muridae
Product: histone H3.3A-like
Exons: 2
Coding region: 1-582 (193 amino acids)
Cellular component (GO): nucleosome
Molecular function (GO): protein heterodimerization activity; DNA binding; structural constituent of chromatin
Source: RefSeq, a predicted model, not a curated record